Aphidius gifuensis is the source of this 4656-nucleotide messenger RNA. RefSeq lists its product as uncharacterized. Gene Ontology annotation, cellular component: membrane; cytoplasm; microtubule. The transcript is spliced from 25 exons. The record is from RefSeq and is a predicted model, not a curated record. Gene Ontology annotation, molecular function: GTPase activity; microtubule binding; GTP binding. Bases 727 to 4647 code for a protein of 1306 amino acids. Lineage: Eukaryota; Metazoa; Arthropoda; Insecta; Hymenoptera; Braconidae.
UUUAUAUACUUUUAAAUAGUAAAAUAUGCGUGAAAAAAGCUUUUGACGCAAUUUUUUUUUUAUGGAUAUAAUACUACUUCCCUGCGGUUCGGAGUUUAAUUUAAAAAUUUUGUCUGAGGUCCUUAUUUUUUAUUACUAUACUUUCACACCGUAAAAUAUAUAAGCUAUGUGCACACAGCUUAUACAUGCAAUAAAUUAAAUUAAAAUUGAAAAAAAAAAAAAUAUUUAAUAAACUUUUUAUUUUAUUGUGUAAAAUAUAUAUACCGGAUAUUUCUGGUCAAAAAGAAUCCAGUUGCUUUUUACGUAAUAUUUUUUUUUUGUAAAGUUUGAUUAAAUUUAAACACAUAAAAUAUAUGGUCAAAAUAGUUUUUUAAAAAAACAACACACUGGAUUUCUUUGUUUGUAUCACGUUCCAUCGUUAAAAUUUUUAUGAUCCGCAUAAUAAACAGGGGUACUAUGUAUACAAAUGGUAUAAUGGAGACUUGAAGAGUUGAGUUGAGAUUACUAACGUCUGGAGUUAAAAUAAAAAUAUAAAAUACAUAUAACAAUUUGCUAUAUGCCAUGGCAUUAAAAUAAGAAGAAACAGCUCAAUGACCAUGACUGGUGGGUACCUUUAAAAGAAGAAAUAUUUAAUAUUUGCUUCAGUAUUCAUCGAAGGCUUCACAAGAGAACUUUGACUAUUCAAUUUACACUCCAUCAUCAUAGUUGAAUAUUCAACUGAUAAUCAUGGCACCAAAUGCGGAUCAAUUAGUGGGUCAUAAUGCAGGAAUGAAAAAAUUAAUUCCAGUUAUUAACAAAAUUCAAAAUAUUGUUAGCCAAGCUGGACUAAAUGUGGAAUUAAAUUUGCCUCAAAUUGUUGUGAUUGGUUGUCAAAGUGCAGGAAAAAGUUCUGUUUUAGAAAAUUUUGUUGGCAAGGAUUUUUUACCAAGAGGUUCAGGCAUUGUGACAAGACGACCACUUGUAUUGCAACUUAUCACUGCAAAAACUGAGUAUGCUGAAUUUCUCCAUAAUGCUGGUCGUAAAUAUAAUAUUUCUGAAGUACGUAAUGAAAUUGAAUCAGAAACUAAUAGAACAGAAGGAAAAAAAGGAGUAUCUAAUAGACCUAUUAAUUUAACAAUCUACUCUCCACAUGUUGUAAAUCUUACACUUGUUGAUCUACCUGGUUUAAUAAAAAUAUCAAUGGACAAACAAAAACCUGAUAUUGGAAAGGAAAUUGAAAAGAUGGUACGUGAAUAUAUUGAGAAAAAAAAUAGUUUGAUAUUGGCAGUAACACCAGCCAACUCUGAUCUAGCAAACAGUGAUGCUCUUAAAUUGGCUCAAGAGAUUGAUCCUGAAGGCCUGAGAACUAUUGGUGUCAUCACAAAACUAGAUCUCAUGGAUAAAGGCACUGAUGCAAGAGAUGUUUUAGAAAAUAAAGUAUUUAAAUUACUUAGGGGAUAUAUAGGCGUAGUGAGUCGUAGCCAACAAGACAUUGAUGAAAAUAAAGACAUUGGAAAUGCUUUAGAUGCUGAAAAAAAUUUUUUUUUAAAUCAUUCAUCGUAUAAACACAUGGCAGAUAGAUUGGGAACAGAAUAUUUACAACAUGAAUUGAAUAAACAGCUGACAAAUCAUAUUCAUCAAACUUUGCCAACUCUUCGUGAACAAUUGCAAAAACAACUAAUAGAAAUUGAAGAAUUUAUUGAAAAAUAUGAUCAUUUUAAAGUAGUUGAUCAUCCAACUAAAACCAAAGCAAUGUAUCAAAUGUUACAUCAACUUUCUACUGAUUUUGAGGCUGAAAUUGGAAAUUACAAUUUAGUCGAGGUAAGAGAUGCACCAUAUUUAGGCUCAAAAAUUUAUCGUCUUUAUCACUCGACUUUUCCUCGAGAUAUUGCAACAAUCAUCAUUGAUGGAAAAAUAUUGGAUAAACAAAUUGAAAAAAUUAUAUUGGAUGCUCGGGGAGUCAAGACUGGUCUUUUUACACCUGAUGUAGCAUUUGAAGCACCAGUUAAAAAACAAAUUGCACGACUUGAAGACCCAAGUCUUCAAUUUAUUUCAGUUAUUACUGGGAUAGUUGAUGAAAUUGGAAAAAAAAUCAUUCAUGGUGAACUUGAAGAUGUACAAAAAAAAAUAACUAAUCGUAUAUCUCAUUAUCCAAAAUUACGUGCAAGAGUUCAACAAAAUAUGUCAGUUUACAUAAGACAAUGUGAAAAAAUAUGCAGAGAUCGUUUAAGUCUUUUGAUAAAGUUUGAAUUGACAUAUUUAAAUACCAAGCAUCCAGAUUUUAUGGCUACUACCGGAGCUUACCAGCAAUUUGACCAUGAUGUUAAUGAAAAGGGCAAUGUAACUGAUCAAAGAAUGACCAAGCAAAUUGAAUUAAUAAGAGAUUACAUUACUAGUUAUAUGAAAAUUGUCAAAGAAAAAAUAAUAGAUCUCGUUCCAAAAGCUAUACAGUAUACAGUUAUUGAAGCAACAAAAACAUAUCUCAAGGAAGAUUUAGUAAUUGAUCUAACUCAACAUGUAGAUCAACUAAUGGAAUUGUCUGAAGAUGAAGCACGUAUACGAAAUGAAAAGUAUCUAAUGCGUGAGACAUGUAAAGAAGCACUACGUAUUAUUGAUGACGUGUCAAACAGUAUUCGCUACGCAUAUGUCGUAAAGGCACCAAAUGCGGAUCAAUUAGUGGGUCAUAAUGCAGGAAUGAAAAAAUUAAUUCCAGUUAUUAAUAAAAUUCGAAAUAUUGUUAGCCAAGCUGGACUAAAUGUAGAAUUAAAUUUGCCUCAAAUUGUUGUGGUUGGUUGUCAAAGUGCAGGAAAAAGUUCUGUUUUAGAAAAUUUUGUUGGCAAGGAUUUUUUACCAAGAGGGUCAGGUAUUGUGACAAGACGACCACUUGUAUUGCAACUUAUCACUGCAAAAACUGAGUAUGCUGAAUUUCUUCAUAAUGCUGGUCGUAAAUAUAAUAUUUCUGAAGUACGUAAUGAAAUUGAAUCAGAAACUAAUAGAACAGAAGGAAAAAAAGGAGUAUCUAAUAGACCUAUUAAUUUAACAAUCUACUCUCCACAUGUUGUAAAUCUUACACUUGUUGAUCUACCUGGUUUAAUAAAAAUAUCAAUAGACAAACAAAAACCUGAUAUUGGAAAAGAAAUUGAAAAGAUGGUACGUGAAUUUAUUGAGAAAAAAAAUAGUUUGAUAUUGGCAGUAACACCAGCUGACUCUGAUCUAGCAAAUAGUGAUGCUCUUAAAUUGGCUCAAGAGAUUGAUCCUGAAGGCCUGAGAACUAUUGGUGUCAUCACAAAACUAGAUCUCAUGGACAAAGGCACUGAUGCAAGAGAUGUUUUAGAAAAUAAAGUAUUUAAAUUACGUAGAGGAUAUAUAGGCGUAGUGAGUCGUAGCCAACAAGACAUUGAUGAAAAUAAAGACAUUGGAAAUGCUUUAGAAGCUGAAAAACAAUUUUUUUUAAAUCAUCCAUCGUAUAAACACAUGGCAGAUAGAUUGGGAACAGAAUAUUUACAACAUGAAUUGAAUAAACAGCUGACAAAUCAUAUUCAUGCAACUAUGUCAGCUCUUCGUGAACAGUUGCGAAAACAACUGAUGGAAACUGAAGAUUAUAUCGAAAAAUAUGAUCAUUUUAAAGUAGUUGAUUAUUUAACUAAAACCAAGGCGAUGCAACAAAUGCUACAUCAACUUUCCACUGAUUUCGAGGCUGAAAUUGCAAACUUAUCGUCAAAAAUUUAUCAUCUCUAUCACGUGAUUUUUCCUCAAGAUAUUGGAAAAAUCAUCAUUGAUGGAAAAAUAUUGGAUAAACAAAUUGAAAAAAUUAUAUUUGAUGCUCGGGGCAUGUAUCAUUUAAACAUUUAUCAUCAAGUAAUACUGAAUACAACAGGAGUCAAGACUGGUCUUUUUACACCUGAUGUGGCAUUUGAAGCACCAGUUAAAAAACAAAUUGCACGACUUGAAGAACCAAGUCUUCAAUUUAUUUCAGUUAUUACUGGGAUAGUUGAUGAAAUUGGAAAAAAAAUCAUUCAUGGUGAACUUGAAGAUGUACAAAAAAAAAUAACUAAUCGUAUAUCUUAUUAUCCAAAAUUACAUGAACGAGUUAAACAAAAUAUAACAUCUUACAUCAGAAAAUGUGAAAAAAUAUGCAGAGAUCAUUUAAGUUUUCUGAUAAAGUUUGAAUUGACAUAUUUAAAUACCAAUCAUCCAGAUUUUAUGGCUACUACCCGGAUUUUCGAGAAAAAUCGAACUAGAGAGAAAAAUUAUUUUUUUCGAUUAUCUCCGAUUUUCUCUGCAUGUUCUCCAAGUCGGAGAAAUCAUAUUAGCCAGAGUACAGCUUACCAGCCGGUUAGCCAUGAUAAUGAUGAGAAUGGCACAGUAACUGAACAAAGAAUGAGUAAACAAGUUAAGGUAAUAAGAAGUUACAUUGAUAAUUACAUGAAAAUUGUCAAAGAGAGAAUGAUAGAUCUUGUUCCAAAAGCUAUACAGUAUACAGUUAUUGAAGCAACAAAAAUAUAUAUCAAAGAAGAUUUAAUAAUUGAUCUAAGUGCACAUGUCGAACAACUAAUGGAAUUAUCUGAUGAUGAAGUACGUAUACGAAAUGACAAGUAUCAAAUGCGUGAGACAUAUAAAGAAGCUCUACGUAUUAUUGAUGACUUGUCAAAUACUAUGCACUACUAAAAACUUAAA